UGCGCUUCUGUUCCAACAGUUAAACUCGAAACAGUAAAACCUCUUGUUUUUGUCAAAUAGAUCUGAAAAAUCUUAGGUAAAAUCACGCAUCACGAUCCGCACCUUAAAAUUAUAAAUAUACUCGUAAAUUUGCCGAGGUGGUGAAUCUGGUAUCUUAAAAUCUUGAAACGAUCGAAUAAAAGAAUGAGCCAAAGCAAAAAAGCAUCGGAACGUGCAUCGCAAAAGCAAGAAGGUACUGACGGGGAGUAUGAAGAGGACGCGAAGGAAUCUGGUCGUAAAUCUGAGGAUCCUCGUUCAACCAAGAUUACCGAUCUCGUCUACAAGUACUUAGACACGAGUAAUUCCCAGGGUUCUCUCGACGAAGUCAGCCCUCAAAGCAGCACUUCCGGUGCGGAUGAUCGAGUCGGAAUGGCUUCUGAUAAGAAACGUGCCAGGAAGCAACGGGAAGGCAGUAAGUUCACGGAUAAAUAUAUACGGGAUGCCUUAGCCUUUGGAAUUCGCUCAGGCUGUUUGAUACCCGUGGAUUCGAAUUGCCGUGUACUUCGAGUUUCUUCGGCUCUGGCGAACGUCAAAGAUCGUAGAGGUGGCGUGAGUGCGAAUGAACGAUCGCUAGCGCGUCAAAAGAGCCAACACGACUCGCAGUCUUCAGCCAAAGGCGAAAUCCAAGACGCAGGAAGACGCAGAAGACGGAGCAAGAGACGGCGCUCGAGGUCGAGGAGUCGCUCUUCAAGAAGAAGAAAAGUACGUCGACGUAGCUCAAGAAGCCACGAGGAUAGCCGAGCCAAGUCGCCUGAUGCUGUAUCAAAACCGAAAAAAGUACCAGUUGCUAAGAGGACAGAAGAUCCCGAAGAGCCGGACGACUAUGAAGCUUAUAGUGGUGAUGAGGAUAACGACUCGAAAAAAAAUUCAAACUCAAACAGUAAUGACGGAAAGAAGGGAAAAACUGGAAAUUCAAGUCAUCCGAACAAAGAUACAAAUGACACCAACGAUAACGAAGUUGAUGAAUAUAUCUCGGAUAAUUCAGUCGAUGAAGACGUAUCGGAUGACGAUGAAGAUAAAAAAGAUUAAUUUUUAACGUUAGAAUCGAGUGAUAUCAGGAAAGAAAUUUAAUUAAUUUAAUAAUCAUACUGUAUGUCCCUUUACUUUCACUCGCUCCUUUGAUCGUGAUAAUAUUCAUAUUCGUAAUAUUUCCCCGAAAAAAAGCAGGAAUUCGUGUAGCGUGUGUGAUCGUGAUUUAACGUAUCGUUGAAAGAACGGUUCUGUGUGUCAGCUUAAAAUAUUUAAAAAACAAACAACAACUGUCCCCCGAAUCGCGAAAGAAAUUUAACAACUUAUUCUGAUGUGAAUAAAAAAAAAUAGCGUCUACUUCAAAGUUCAUUUUUUACUUGAACCAAUUUUUCAUUCUAUCAGAUCGAAUUAAGAGUUUCAAUGUUCCAAGUAUCAUGUACAAAAGCAUCAGCACGUUAUUAAACUUCACACCCUUCGCUCGUCCCAUAAUUUCACACUGACACUCGAGUGAUAUCGAUGGACAUAUACAUCACGGUUGAUAAAAAGUACAGUAAGAAGGAAUCGAA
This is a messenger RNA of Cephus cinctus (wheat stem sawfly), 1574 nucleotides long. Its product is annotated as protein starmaker-like. NCBI's taxonomy places the organism in Eukaryota, Metazoa, Arthropoda, Insecta, Hymenoptera, Cephidae. The record is from RefSeq and is a predicted model, not a curated record. The transcript is spliced from 4 exons. Bases 184 to 1068 code for a protein of 294 amino acids.